Messenger RNA from Trichoderma aggressivum f. europaeum, 5001 nucleotides. RefSeq lists its product as uncharacterized. Gene Ontology annotation, cellular component: chromatin; nucleus. Bases 1 to 5001 code for a protein of 1666 amino acids. Gene Ontology annotation, molecular function: DNA binding; ATP hydrolysis activity; ATP binding. Lineage: Eukaryota; Fungi; Ascomycota; Sordariomycetes; Hypocreales; Hypocreaceae. The transcript is spliced from 5 exons. The record is from RefSeq and is a predicted model, not a curated record. Gene Ontology annotation, biological process: nucleosome organization; regulation of transcription by RNA polymerase II.
AUGUCCUCUCCCAGCGAGGGGGACCCCUCCAACGAGAAUCUGUCGCCGGACGACUCCAUGACUUUUUCAGCUGUCGCGGGCCAGCAGGGAAACGAUAGCGACGUCUCCGAAGGCCUGAAUGCUACCAAUAGUCCUCCUGACCACCCAUCUCCCUCCGAUCCCGAAGCUUCAAACGACGAGGCUACGAACCAUGCAGACGCCGACCAUGCCGUGUCAGAAAGCGAAGAAUCCAGUGUAGCCGACGCGUCAGACGAUGGCGACUUCGAUAUGCAAGCUACCUCGCCAUCCCAGCAUGGCAAUGACGAGGAAGACGACAAUGAAGACGAGGACGACGUCACAGCUGGCCGAGCCAGUUCCUCAGAAUCAGCUCGAGCGGCUAAGCGAAAAGCUCCCGUGGAAGAUGAAUAUAUGAAGGCCAAUCCAGAGCUUUAUGGUCUUCGGAGAAGUACUCGACCACGAGAGCAACGUAAAAUAAUCGAAUCGGAAUCGGAAUCAGAUGUUGUCCCAGCCAAUCGUCGCCAGAAUAAACGCCGGCGCGUUGGAAGUUCCCACGCAUCCUCAAAAAGGGGAACGCCCGUAUUGCAACCUUCCACCAACGAUUCCGACUCAGAUUCUUCUACAUAUGGCGGAGCUCGCGCAAAGAGCCAGCAGAAAAAGGCCAGGCAACAGCGUGAGAUGCAGCCCGCCUUGGCCCUUGCCGAGAAGCGUUGGUCAAACCGCCGUGCAGCGCAGCAAGUGCAAGAAGGCGCAUACGAAGAGAGCGACGUCGACGAAGAUGAAGAUGCGGAACUUGCUGCGUCUUACUACGUCGAUGACUAUGUCGAUAACUCCCCCUACAUCGAAAAAGUUGUCAAGCAUAGAAUCCGAGAUGGGCUUGAGCUUUCCUACGAUUCCACCCGCAGCGACUUUGAGUACUUCAUCAAGUGGCAAGGAAAAUCUCACUUGCAUGAUACCUGGGAGCUGCUUGAUUCUCUACGCAGUGUCCGUGGCUUUCGCAAGGUUGAAAACUACUUUAGAAAGUUUAUCGACCAGGAGCUUGACAUUCGAUAUGGAGAUGAUAUCCCCCCGGAGACAAGAGAGCAGUUUUUCCUCGAUCGUGAUCGAGAUGAGGAGGCUCUUGAGGACUACACCAAGGUUGAACGUGUCGUCGCCGUCCGGGAUGGCGAUGAAGGUGAUGAGUACUACGUCAAGUGGAAAGGACUCACCUACGAAGAAUGCACCUGGGAGGCGGCAUCGGAUAUCAGCACUCUGUUUCAAGACAAAAUCGACCAGUACAUAGACCGAACUUCGAGAUCAUGGCUGUCCGACCGAAAGGAGACGAGCCUAGACACACGAUCCAAGAUGACCAAGCUGGAGAAGCAGCCUGACUUCAUUGUCGGCGGCGAGCUUCGAGAAUUUCAGUUGAAGGGACUCAACUUUCUGUGCCUCAACUGGACUCGCGGUAACAAUGUCAUCCUUGCUGACGAAAUGGGCCUGGGCAAGACGGUCCAGACAGUGUCGUUCCUCAGCUGGUUGCGUAAUGCCAGGCGGCAGGAAGGGCCUUCCCUUGUCGUCGCUCCGCUCAGCGUCAUCCCUGCUUGGUGCGACACAUUUAACAAUUGGUCACCAGACAUCAACUACGUGGUGUAUCUUGGGCCAGAGGAUGCUCGAAGCAUCAUCCGCGAUAACGAGCUAAUCAUCAAUGGCAAUCCCAAGAAGCCCAAAUUCAAUGUCUUGGUCACUUCUUACGAGUUCAUUUUGCAGGACUGGCAAUUCCUACAGUCUAUCAAGUGGCAGGUCUUGGCCGUCGAUGAGGCCCACCGCCUCAAGAAUGCCGAAUCCCAGCUCUACCAGCGCCUGGUGGGCUUUGGUAUCCCUUGCAAGAUUCUCAUCACCGGAACUCCUAUCCAGAAUAACCUGGCCGAGCUGUCUGCCCUUCUCGACUUUUUGAACCCCGGAAAAGUGACCAUUGACGAGGACCUGGACUCGCUCUCCGCUGCCGACGCCCAAGAGAAACUACAAGACCUUCACCGGUCCAUUGCUCCGUAUAUCCUAAGACGCACAAAGGAAACGGUCGAGUCCGACCUGCCACCCAAGACGGAAAAGAUUAUCCGGGUUGAGCUUUCGGACGUGCAGCUGGACUACUAUAAGAACAUUCUCACGAGAAAUUACGCUGCCCUGUGCGAUGCUACAAACGGAUACAAGAACUCUCUUCUCAACAUCAUGAUGGAGUUGAAGAAAGUCAGCAACCACCCUUACAUGUUUCCCGGAGCAGAGGAGAGGGUCUUGGCCGGCAGCGCACGUCGCGAGGAUCAAAUCAAGGGCUUGAUUGCAAGCAGUGGCAAGAUGAUGUUGAUCGACCAGCUGUUGUCCAAGCUGAAGAAGGACGGACACAGAGUUUUGAUCUUCAGCCAAAUGGUCAAGAUGCUGGAUAUUCUCGGUGAUUACCUCUCGCUCAGAGGCUACAAGUUCCAGCGACUUGAUGGCACCAUCGCAGCGGCCCCGCGACGCAUGGCCAUCAAUCAUUUCAACGCCGAGGACAGCGAUGAUUUUUGUUUCUUGCUUUCCACUCGUGCGGGUGGUCUCGGCAUCAACCUGAUGACCGCAGACACUGUCAUCAUCUUUGAUUCCGAUUGGAACCCCCAAGCAGAUUUGCAGGCCAUGGCUCGUGCUCACCGUAUCGGACAGAAGCGACCGGUCAACAUUUACCGACUUGUAUCGAAAGAAACGGUAGAGGAAGAAGUUUUGGAACGCGCACGUAACAAGCUCCUUCUGGAAUAUCUCACCAUUCAGGCUGGCGUCACUGAUGAUGGAAAAGCCAAGUUCAAAGAAGAGCUCAACAAGAAGGGCAUCAAGAUUGACGGCCCGUCCACUUCAGAGGACAUCCAGAUGGUCCUGAAAAUGCGAUCGUCCAAGAUGUUUGAGCAGAGCGGCAACCAACAGCGACUGGAACAGCUCGACAUUGAUUCUAUCCUGGAAAAUGCUGAAAUCACAAAGACCAAGGUUGACGACAAGAUCAACCUGAGCAGUGGCGGUAUUGACUGGGAUAAUUUUAUGCAAAUUACCGAUGUCAAAGUAGAUGAUAUCAACCUCGACUGGGACCAGAUUAUCCCAGCAGAAAAGCUCGCCGAGAUCAAGGCGGAAGAAGAGAAGAAGCAACAUGAGGAUUAUCUCGCAAAGGUUGCAGCUGAGAGUGCUCCGCGAAGAGCGGCUGUGAGGAGCCGCAACAAGGAUGUGGAGCGCGCAGACCGCUUAAAGAAGCGUCAGAGAGAGCAGCAGCAAGAAGAGGAAGAGCAGCGCGCCUAUCUGGCGGAUCCCAAACGCCCCCUGAACGAUAAGGAGCAGCGAAAUCUGAUCAAGGCCUACUUCCGAUUCGGUUCCAUGGAGGAUCGCAGCGCCGAUAUCAUCCUGGAGGCCAGGCUUGGAGAGAGAGACCCCGACUUUGUCAAAUCCGUCUUGGAUGACUUUAUCAAAGCUGCCCAGCAAGCCGUGGAUGACAACAGCGCCAAGCUUGCCGAGGAAGAAAAGAAGAUGGGCAAGACGUUGACAAAGAAGGACAAGAAGGCUGUGCUGAUCGAUUUCGGCGAGCUGAAAAAGGUCAAUGCUGAGACUGCCAUCGAACGGCCUAAGCAGCUGCAACUUCUUCGCCAGGUGAUUCGCGGCCAUUCCGAUUGGAAGAAUUUCCGGGUGCCCGACGCCACCAAGGCGGCCAACUAUAGCUGCCCCUGGGGAGCGAAAGAGGAUGCCAUGCUCCUUGUCGGCAUUGACAAGCACGGGUUUGGCGCGUGGGCUCAGAUACGCGACGAUCCGGACUUGGAGAUGCAAGAGAAGCUCUUCCUGGAAGAGCAUCGGGUGGGUAAAAAGGAGGAGAGGUCCAAGGGCAACGACAAGCUCAAAGCCCCUGGCGCUGUUCAUCUCGUACGCAGGUCAGAGUACCUCCUUUCCGUGCUGCAAUCAAAGCACUCCAACGAUCGGUCAGUUCAAAAGGCGGUGGAGAACCAUCAUCGCAACAACAAGAAGCUCCACGCGGUCAAUGGCACUCGCGGUAGUAGCUCGACGACGGCUUCAACGGGUCUCAAAAGGCAACGAGAGCGAGAGAGGGACCACGGAUCAGGCGAACAGCGAUCCCGUGCCGGAGAGGAGGGUGCACCGGCUAGACCCGAUUUCAAGCGCAAGCAUCCCUCUCACGACGAUGCCCGCAGCCCCAAACAUCGGCGCUCUGAUGACCCGCGUCGGUCUAGCAAGGCUGGUGAUGAAUAUCGCGACGGCCGCAUAGAGAAACGACGGCAUCGCGAAGAUGACGAUCGCCGCCAUGACAGAUACCGCCGUGAGGAGUAUCGCCGCGACGAUUAUCGCCGUGAUGACCGUCGAGACGACCGCCGAGAUGAUUACCGCAGGGAUGAUCGUCGAGACGACCGUCGUGACCGGGACCGGGACCGAGAACGAGAUAGAGAUCGAGAUCGAGACCGUGAUCGUGAUCGCGAUCAUCACCGUGACCGGGAUCGUGACCAUAACCGUGAUCGAGACCGAGACCAUCACCGAGAUCACCGGGAUCACCGAGACCGUGAUCAUGCAACCCGACAUCUGGAUGAACGCAGAGUCAAGGCACUCCGACGGUUAGAUGAGCUACGGCGCAUUGGCGAUGACAAAGACCAAAGGGCCAAGGACAACGAUGCCAUGAUUUGGUUCCUCUUGAAGCCGGUGAGAGAUAAUUUUGAGAAAAUUCUCUCAACCACCAAAGACAGCGUCAAGUCUAGUAAGGAGCGCGCAGCCAUCUUUGGAGCCGAGCUGGUGGCCAUUGGGUCGUUUCUCGACGAGAAGCUGCCAGCAACGAUAGCAGACGACGGUCUCAAGAACAACUUUUGGGAAUUUCUGGCGGCUCUCUGGCCCGUCGACGACACCAGCAAGAGCGUUACGGGUGACCGACUGAGCUCAAUGUAUCGUACACUCCACGCUCGCAACAAGACGAAAAGUUCUGAGCCUAGCGCUGCAAAGCUCAACGGCACACACGCUGUUCGGUGA